AUAGUGAUUUUACAUAUUGUCAGGAAUAGAAGGACAUAGACAAACAUGAAGUUCAUAUUGAUCUUGUUCUGCGUUGUUGUGGCUAUAGCAGCUGCACCAGCCAAGGAUAAUGACUCCAAAAUCGAAGAGAGAUCCAUACCAGACGCUAAGGAUACCAAAGUGGAGAAAUUACCAGAACCUGUUAAGGAUACUGAAGAAGCUCAAAUACUUAAAGAAUAUCUUAAGGCACUUCAAGAGAGUCAUCUAGGAUUAUUUGAGAAUCAAAAAGCUUACAAUUACGCUUUUUACAGGCAAUUGCCAUUUACCACACCUUACUACUUUCCUUUUAUUAAUCCUUUCUCCUAUUAUAUCUAAAUAAAUCGACACUCUGAUGUUUAUAAAAGUGCAUAAAAAAAUAAAAUAAAUUUUGUUUAUGCAUAUAUAUAGAUUUUUAUUUAGAUUAA
This is a messenger RNA of Aethina tumida (small hive beetle), 443 nucleotides long. RefSeq lists its product as uncharacterized. Bases 46 to 354 code for a protein of 102 amino acids. The record is from RefSeq and is a predicted model, not a curated record. Lineage: Eukaryota; Metazoa; Arthropoda; Insecta; Coleoptera; Nitidulidae. The transcript has 2 exons.